Podarcis lilfordi (Lilford's wall lizard) is the source of this 5179-nucleotide messenger RNA. NCBI's taxonomy places the organism in Eukaryota, Metazoa, Chordata, Lepidosauria, Squamata, Lacertidae. The record is from the annotation of a GenBank genome assembly.
CCGUGACGUCACCCUGCGCGCGGCGGCAGAUUCGAAACUCCUCGGGCACAGGCGCGGCUGGAGCAGGAAGGCCGCUCUGCUUGAGAGAAAAGAGAGGGAGCCGCCGCCGCCGCCGGGAUGAAGAACACCGUUCCGCGGAGCACCGUGAAGAAGCUGCUGAGCAAGCACAAGCCGCACUUGCGCAUGCGCGCCAACACCGACCUGCUGGUGAGGGGGGACGGGGAGCGAAGGCGGUGCGUGGGGAAGGGGAGGCCGCAAGAAGCCCAGUGGCCUGUCUCCAACGGAGGUCGGUCGGAUACUCCCAGGAAAGCCUCCACAGGCGCUUGCCCAAACCGCUUGCCCGCCUUCCCCACCCCCACGCCGCUCACUAGCUUGCUUAUACCUGAAGGGUCCUUAGCGCCUCGCCGGUCGCUCUCCAGGAUCAGGGACAGGCCUUGGCAGAUCCCGGCGCCCCGUGAAAGGAAGCGGGUGUGUCUAGGGGACUCCGGUUAUCCGCAGCUGGUGUUGCGGAUUUCGUGUCGGGUGCUCCCACCCGUCGCCGUAUGUGAUGGCGCUUUCGCUAGUGCUGUGACGUGCCAUAGGAGAUAGAGUCAUAAAAUUGUAAGAGUUGGAAGGGACGCCAAGGGUCAUCUAGUCCAACCCCCCGUGGCUCAGGAAGGGGUGUUUAGGGUGCCACCCAAGCUGUUUGGCCAAGGUUUUAGAACUCACGCCCAUGAAUUGUACAGUACAGUGGUACAUCGGGUUACGUAUGCUUCAGGUUACAUACGCUUCAGGUUACAGACUCCGCUAACCCAGAAAUAGUACCUCGGGUUAAGAACUUUGCUUCAGGAUGAGAACAGAAAUUACAUGGUUGUGGCGCAGCGGCGGCAGUGGGAGGCCCCAUUAGCUAAAGUGGUGCUUCAGGUUAAGCACAGUUUCAGGUUAAGAAUAGACCUCCGGAACGAAUUAAGUUCUUAACCCGAAGUACCACUGUGGUAGUAUUAUCUACCUUUCUUCGUUGUUUCCUCCACUCCCCUGUUUGCAGCAACCAUCCGACACCAGUUUUUCAAAAGUUGUGUGAAACAGCCAUCACGUUUUCAGUGUGAGUGUGCUAUGAGGAGAUAUGUGGAUGUUGACAGCACAGAAGUCAAGUAAUAUAUUUGCAUCCUUAGUGUAAGAUUUAAGGAACAUUAGUUUGUGUGGAGUGCUUCAUUAAUCAACAGGUAGUGGCUUUUAAGCAUUUCUUUGGAAAUAACACUGCACUCUUCUUUUAAAGGUACAUUUGAAUGUCUUACUGUUUCUCCAUCGACUAGCUGUAGAAACCAGGACCAAUGCUAUUGCAGAAAAGAGCAAAACUAUUAAAUCUCGACAUGUUCGCUCUUCAGCAAAGGUAAUUGCAGUUUAACAGCUGAAAUUCUUUAUUGAAUCUAAGUAUUUAAACACUGUAAACACCUCACACAUUAAUACUAAAUAUCAAUACUGAUUUAAUCAAAUGGAAAGCAGAGCAAUAUGUUUGGUACCAGCUUGGCUGCAUUAGCUGCCAGAAGGAGGCUUACAAGGCGUCAUCCAACUGUCUUAGGGACUCCACUCUGGAUUUGUGUAGGGUUUACUCCUUAGCCUUUUCUUCUCCUUAAGAUAUUCCACAAGGCAGGGGAGGUUUAGGUUCAGAGUUUUCCUUCUCAUAGAUGGGCUACCUUCCCAGGUUGACAAGCCCCAUCUGUCCCUCGCUUCCUUCUACAAAACGUGCAGAAACUGCCUUCUUGACCAUUGGAACCACGAGUAAUCUUGUCUGCUCAAUCUACCAGAGUCUGUCUUCUCAUGCAGGGGAAUUCCCUCACUUACUGAGGGUUUGAGACCCAUCGGCUACCCUCAUCUGGUUCAACCGGCCAUUUGAAGCUGUUCCUGGGGUGUGGCUGCUGUCGCAUGCUGACAGCUUCUAGGAGUCACAGUUGAGAGCUGAGUGCAGGGUGGGGACCAAAGGUGGACAAAGUACCCUAGAAGGAGCAUACAUAUUAUUAUUACUCAUAACUUUAAAUAUUCACAUCAUAAACUUUUAUUAUUAGAGAGGAGAGAUAGUUAUGAGUUUCUCUAGAGGAGCUGAGGCUGUCAUUACACAUCGGACUGUACUGACUAUUUUUUAAGUUAACACAUAUUCUUUUCUCAAAGUUGUACAUAAAAGUACAAAGUGCCUUAUUAUACAGUGAAGGGGGGGGGAUUUCUUUUAACAGAACUUAAGAGCCAGACAGAUUUUCAAGGAGUCUGCUAAGAGGGAGUAAGCAUACUAGUAAAAGAGGGGAUCUUUAUUGGUAUACUGUAUUUUUCAACAGUUUUUCUCUCCAUUCCCAAUACGUUUUGCUUAAUUUCUACCCAGACAGCCUUAAAAUACCUUCUGGUUUGGAAGCCCUUGCCCACAGUCUUUUAAGAUCUGUGGUUGGCUGGUUGUAAUUAGUCACUAGUUGGAGGAAAGGACUCUGCAUGCAUAAGCUGGAGGGUACGCAGACCAACCUGAUAACCAGCUAUAGUGGUGCUCCAGUGUCAAGCUACCUUGGAUGUUGUCAUGAUGUAACUUUCUCUAUUGCACAGCACAAGUUGGUGCUGAGUGAAGGUUAUGUGACAACCCUAUCUCUGAUAAAUUGGAGAUAAGAAUACUGCUAAUGGGAUAUAUGGCUAGGCUGGAAAGGAAGGAGAUGCUAAAGAAGCAAGAGUAGGCAGCAGCCGCCAGGCUCUGUCCUUUGCAGUGGCAGUGCCUGGAGCAUUAGAAGGGUGCAGGUUCCUGCAAAUUGAGUUACUUUGCAAGGACAUAGGCAUGAGGCAGCUAGCAGCACAGACUGAAGGCUUUCUCUGCUUCAGACUUCUAAGUUUCACUCUCCAGGCUAAUUUUUAAAUUGUUAGCAGUACUAGAUAGCUUCUAGUGAGGACUACUAGCUGCACAUCUCUGGAAAGGUAAAAAUGUGGGAGGACUGUGGGAGGAGUUCCUGACAAAAAGCUGCUACUUGCAUGAUCUCUGAAGCUGCUAUUUGUAUUUCAAGAAAAACCUCCUGAAAGGGUGUGACACAAUGCUAUUUUACCUGCUGAAAGAUUUCCAGUGACUGCCUGAGCAGGAGAGCAAAAGCUCUGUCCACCGACCUUCUGAAUAAGUCACUUUGCUCUUGUCAUAGGAGAAGGGUUAGCCUGACCAUGUCUUGGGAGGCUUAUAUAUAUUAUUAUUGCUGUUUGUGUCUUUUUCAGAGAGCUUGUUUUAUAAAGUUGAAGUUUUCAGAAUCUAUUGGGCAGUUGUGCAACAUAUAAUUUUGAUUGAAUUGCUCCCAAGUCAUUGAAUAAUACUGUGAAAAAGUCUUGAAAAACCCGCAUCUAUGUAUGCAUAUGCAAAGUUAUAGCCGUCCUAUCUGAAAUAUGCACCAUGUUAAGAAAAGGAACAAAGCAGAGAACACGGGCUGCCUCUGAUUCUGACAGACAAAACUCUGGCUUACAGCAGCUGUAGUAAGAUCAUUUAAUUUUUCUAGUCGUGUACCCACCCCUUCUUUUUUGUUUCGGGGCAGGGAAGAUUUGCAGGCAGCGGAGAGGGGACCAACUUUGCUGAUGGCAGAUGAAAACUCACAAGGAGGCUCAUUAAGUGCUCUUCCCCAAAAGGGAAUUUUAGAUAGGGUGUCAUCAUAGGGAAGCCCUAUCAACCAUUUAGUUUAUUGAUGCAAAUCAGUUAAGUUGACUUUGUAGCAGUUUAGAAAAAUGUGAUAUUCCAAUUUUUUUUAAAAGCCCUUUGAUCUAAUGCAUCUCAUGUUAAGUAUUGGUCUACCUUUAUUUGAAAUAACAGCUUUAUAUAUCUGAAGGUACUGUAUUUUGUUCCCCCCUCAGAUUGUUUUAAAGAAGAGCCGAGGCUAAAGUCAAGAAGUAUUCCUUCAUCCCCUGAUUGACUCUGCGUAAUUACUAUUGUACAUGUGCUGAGGUUAAAAUAUCUGAAUUUUGUAUUUCUGUUUUUCAUAUUCAUAUUUUUUCAUAUUUUUCAGUAGAUAGAUAGCCAAAGCUGAUGCCAUUGUUAUUUGCAGGAGCUUGCUAUUUAUUUUUUAAUUAGGGCAAUGUAAUAAAACUGAUGUGUAUAAUUAAUAGAAUAGACUAAUGCAAGUUUUAACCUUGUAAUGUGUUUACUUGUUUAUGAUGAUUAAGCAAGAUGCCUUCUAUGAGACUAUGGCAAAUGUUAGAAGCCACUUUUAAUUCUCUAUAUAAAGUUACUUCUAGAAAAACAAAAUAUUUCUCUUUCCUUCUCUGAAUGAAUAUUUAUCAACAGGGUUGCUGUAAAUAUGCAUCUUUUCACUUGUUUAUAAACCUUUUUGGUUUUUGAGAUUAUUUUAAGUAACAUCGCAAAUAAAAUAUUACGGUUAAGCAAAUGUUUGAUGUAGGGGAUUCAACCUGGGAAGCAGAACAUUUACAAAACAGUUUGUAAACAGAAUAUGAAAACAAAUGUUUCAGAACGAUUUAUAGCAAUAAAGCUCUGCAUGACUUCCCUCACUUGUUCGUUUCACAUGCUUUUCACUGUAUAACAGAGUAAAAGGAGAGGUGUUUUAGACAUGGUAAAUCCUGUUUGGGCCGGUUGCAGCAGCAGUUCCUAGGAAAGGACAGACACUGAUAUAUUCUUUCUCUUCCUUUACUGAAAUGGCUCCUGGUGUUGGAGAUGGCUAAAGGAAUGGAAAACCCUGAAGUGUUCCCCUCACCCUCCUGUAUUCAUUUUUGGAAGAAGUAGCAAGUCUGUCAUCUCUCUUUUUUUUACAGGAAAGAUAGAAAAAGUGUAACUGGAAGCCUUGGACCCUAUGCCUGUAUCUUUCCUUUCCACAGCUAACUGUACCCAAGAAUACCAACCACAGGCUUCUACUUUCGGUCUCGUCAUUCAUAUUUGGAAUGCGAGUCUAAACUACUAAGUAUAAAUCCUUCAAAGGGAUAGAAAAAUGCAAAAAUUUAAAACUCCCACUUAUUACCAGCGUUUUGCAAAAUGAAAGCCAUUCACUUGCAAAACAUGUGGGUUGUUUCAUGUAUGCUACUUAGAAAUAUGAUUAAGUACAUGGUUAAGUCCCUUUUAAUUGAAUAGGGAAUAUACGAAAGCAUUUUUAUUUUUUUUGCAUUGCCUUAGUGUAAGCAGAGUUUUAAAAUUAUUCUUUUUGUGUAUUAGUGCUUAGUGUUUCUGUUUGAGUGAAAUAAACUGUGACAUAGA